AAGUCGAGGAGGCAAAGACGAUCUUAGGCGGAACAAAUCUAGGAGAUGAGCUGUUAUUCGAAGUAACUGUGAAAAACGUUGGAAGCCAAGAUAUUUAUGACGUUCAUUUGACUCUUUUCAUAAAGAAGACUUCAAAAGCAUCCACAACAUCAAUAACAAAGAGCCGUUCCAAAUGCAUCCCAAUUAUUUCGUCAACGGCCGAAAAAGCAGUGUUAAUAUCUGUUGUAGAUAUUCCCAUGGAUGCAAUAAUUGAUGGUACAGAGUUUGGGGCACAAAUAUGUUUUCGGCUAUCGACAAACUCGAAUUAUGGACAUGAAAAUCCGUUUUUCUCGAACAUUAAUCAAGAUUGGAAGAUCGAAUGCGUGGAAGAGUUCAGACAAGUUAAUAAAAUUACAUGCGGUAAUAAGAUUCCAGUUACAACAAAUGAGCAUCUCAUGUUUCCAACAACAAUUGAAUUUUAUCUUUCAUGUACAAACACCACGUCAAAUCAGUCUAAUUUAUCAGUUAUACCAAACUUAUUGGAACAAAUUGGCGCAUGGGAGACUUUGGAUUUUUUCACAUCAAAUACUAAUGAAACGCAUCUUCCCAGAGCUUUCCAGGCCAAAGAUGAGCUUUUCGCUAUAUUAUUAUAUCCUAUGACUACUUCAAACAUGGCUGUGUCUUUAGCAGAUACGGCCAAACUACAAGUUCAAGCUAAAACCGAUAGAGUGGCGCUUGGUGUUUUGAGAAAAAUGAAGAUGAACUUGCCAGAAGAUAUCCUUUUUGUAUCAUAA
This is a messenger RNA of Ambispora leptoticha, 773 nucleotides long. Lineage: Eukaryota; Fungi; Glomeromycota; Glomeromycetes; Archaeosporales; Ambisporaceae. The record is from the annotation of a GenBank genome assembly.